This is a messenger RNA of Microsporum canis CBS 113480, 1827 nucleotides long. RefSeq lists its product as hypothetical. The record is from RefSeq and is a predicted model, not a curated record. NCBI's taxonomy places the organism in Eukaryota, Fungi, Ascomycota, Eurotiomycetes, Onygenales, Arthrodermataceae. The transcript has 5 exons. The coding region runs from base 52 to 1827 and encodes 591 amino acids.
CCUGUCAUCUGCAACUCCGCAAGAACCUCGAUUCUGCGCGCGCAAUUCAACAUGACGGAUUCCGAUUCCUCCUCGUCCUUGUCCUCUAUCGUCUCGACGGCUGACGAGUCCAUCGCAGAAUCCGUCAACCGCAGCGCUGGAAUCACCAAAUAUUUCAAAAAGGCUGAGAAACCGGAGCGACCGCCAUCUCCUAAACGGCUUCCGUCGCCUCCUCAUGAAUACGUUCUGGCCGAUAAUCCUAAUAUUGCAUUCCUAGUGAUGUUUCGCUCGAGAUUCAGUGACGUCUUUCCCAAAUCGCUUCCGCAUUACGGCCCGCAGGAUAUAGAAAAAGGCGUUGUCGAACCCGCGCCGGGUGACCACGUCGAGCGUCUGCUAUGUGCAUUGCUUAGUCUGGUACUUAACAGGAAGAAAGAUGUCGAUCUGCUAAUACGAAACUUCUUCUUUUUAUCUUUCUUUAGGAGAGGUCACUAUCAACGCGCCCUCGAGGAAGCUAUACAAACACAUCAGUCGCAGUGGCCAAAGGCAUGGCAGGGGAAAAGCCCCCUUGCGAAUGGAGGAGGAUUUAUGACGAUGACUCCAGAGGAAAGGAUCCAAUUGCUCGCGACUCUGACAAUUUGGGCCCUCUCCUCCUCUGAAUCUGUGCAGGCGAAGCUCAAGGAAUCCUAUAAACAAUCUAGGCACGAUGGAGAUAAGAAUCAGCCGCUGUCCGUUCAACCGUGGGGGUCAGAUACUCUCAAAAGGCGGUACUGGCUUAUCGAAGGCCAAGAUGAUACACACUUUCGACUUUACAGAGAAAGCAAUCCAGCCUUGAAGACGAACACAUGGUGGAGCGUAGCUGGCUCAAUACCAGAACUACGAGCUGUAGCCGAAUCUCUAGCAACGGAGAAAUCCCGUGCAUCCCGGGAGUUAAGUCAGAAGAUACUUAACAGUAUCCCGCGAUUUGAAAGCUCCGAAGAGAAACGCAAACGACGGGACUACCGCAUUGCGCGGAAAGCUGCAUUUGCCCGUCCCGAACCCGGCUUCUCUCUCUAUGAAGGCCGAACUCGUGGGAAGCGAAUCAAGUAUACUUUCUCUGACGACGAUGAUUUUUCCUCUGGCGCCCUGCCGUCCAGAAGAUCCACGCGCAAUCAGUCACGCGCCUCGUCUCCAGAAAAUGCCGGUCCUACUUUUACUGCAUCUGGCCGCCAGGUCAAAUCUAGACUAGGUGGCUUUUAUGGCCAGUCUAUUCUUGGCAAACGGCCCUUUGAAGCUACUGACGAUGAGCCUUUGAACAACCCUGCUGGCAGGGAAGGAAUGGAGAACGGCAGGUCUCGAAGAAGCAGACGUGAACAUAUAAAUAAUGGAUGGGAAGACUCAACACCUAUUGACGAAGAUAAUUCAGAAGGAGACGAUGAGCAUGAAGAUGCUUCGAGCGGGAACGAGUGGGACGAAGAUGCAGACCUUGCUGCUGACGAUGAAGAUGAAGACGAAGCGGGACUAAGCGACACAGACUCAUUUACGGCAGACCUACACCUGGAUAGAAACAGAAGCUUGAUCGUUACGCUGAAGUAUGGGAAAGGAAACGCAGCAAAAAUGCCUCAACCCGACUUCGUUCAGGCAGAGCCGUUGAAACAAGAGCCGAUUCACAACGGUAACCUCCCGACAGAAACUCCCACGAAUGGCUACAGCAUCGCUGUAACUGGCGAGUCAGCAAAGGAACCCCAUAUAACUGUCGAAAUACCACCCAAGCCAGAAUUGUCGAACAACAGCUCUCCUUUAAAGCAGACGUAUACCCCAACCGCCGGCAAACAGGAGACCCAACCUCCUUUUUAUAAUGGAGUUAUCUGA